UUAAUCAACUACUCAUAAUCUCCCUCUCUCUCUCUUUCCCUCAACCCUCUCCUCCUCUCAAGAUUUUUUCCCUAACCAUUAGAUUAACUUUUGUAGGGUUUUUUUUUUCGUUUUCUAAUUCAUGUACCCUCCUAAUUCCUCUAAGUCCUCCGGUCCAGACGGUGUCGACGCCGAUAUCAACCAAUAUGACUCAGCCGCUGGAGCCACCCGUGAUUUCUCCUCUCUUGGCUCUCAAACGUCCCACCAUCCUCUGCCUCCGCCGCGGCAGCAGCAUCACAAUCCCAACGUCGUUGGACAUUACAUCUCAGGCGAACCAUCUUCCGUCGGAUUUGAUUCCGGAGCUUCUUCUUCUUCUUUGUUCCGACACAGAAGCUCUCCGGCUGGAUUCUACGACCAACAUCUUCCCACUGAUCCCAACGGUUUUUCUCUAGGACGGCCGAACGGAGGAUACGGCGGCGGUGGAGGAGGAGGAGGAGAGAGAGGGCCGUCGAGGUUGAAGUCGGAGCUAAGAUUCUCCGGCGGGAGUAGUAGUCAUCAAGAACAUAAUUCCCUACCGCGAAUCUCGGAAGUUGAAGCGGCUGCGGCGGCUAUAAACGGUGUCGCAUCGAGUAGUAUGAAUUUUGGAAAUGAUCAUACUAACAACUGGGAUAACUCGUCUUCUCAUAUCAGUUUCACCAUUGAUCAACCCGGAAAAAGGUCCAAGAACUCCGACUUUUUCACCUUAGAAACUCAGUUUAGCAUGCCGCAAACAUCUCUGGAAAUGGCGAGAAUGGAGAACUUGAUGAAUAUCCCAGAGGACUCGGUGCCUUGUAGGGUUAGGGCCAAGCGCGGCUUUGCGACUCACCCGCGUAGCAUCGCUGAAAGGGAGAGAAGAACAAGAAUAAGCGGGAAGCUAAAGAAACUACAAGAACUGGUGCCCAAUAUGGAUAAACAAACGAGCUACGCAGACAUGUUGGAUUUGGCUGUUGAACAUAUCAAAGGUCUUCAGCACCAAGUAGAGUCACUGGAAAAGGGAAUGGAGAGAUGUACUUGUGGGGCAUGCAAGAAGCGAUGAUCAUGAAUGAUAUAUGUUUCCAAGUAUGAGUCACAAAUAAAGUAUAGAAGAAAAGGAAACAAAGGAACCAAUUCAAAAGACAAGAAAAGAGAAACAUAGCAAAGAAAAAAAAACAAAUAUUUUGGAGGUAUAAAAGAAAGAGUGAUGAUGAUGGAUUGGAGUUAAUGAAGGUGGUUUAAUUUGUCACUCUCUCAAAUUAAGACUUGACCUUAAUUGUUAACUUAAAACUCCAUCAAUCGAUUUUUUUCUUCUUCAUCUUCUUUAAAAUUGGUUAAUCUAAGCUUUAGAGCAAAACCCAUUUACUUGUUAUUCGAAAAAGAUGUGCCUUUGUGUAUAUAUAUAUAUAUAUAGCAACUCAAUCCUAAUUUUUGAUA
Messenger RNA from Camelina sativa (false flax), 1428 nucleotides. RefSeq names its product transcription factor bHLH129. NCBI's taxonomy places the organism in Eukaryota, Viridiplantae, Streptophyta, Magnoliopsida, Brassicales, Brassicaceae. Gene Ontology annotation, molecular function: DNA-binding transcription factor activity, RNA polymerase II-specific; protein dimerization activity; RNA polymerase II cis-regulatory region sequence-specific DNA binding. The record is from RefSeq and is a predicted model, not a curated record. Gene Ontology annotation, biological process: regulation of transcription by RNA polymerase II. Gene Ontology annotation, cellular component: nucleus.